Misgurnus anguillicaudatus (oriental weatherfish) is the source of this 2004-nucleotide messenger RNA. RefSeq names its product immunoglobulin kappa light chain. Lineage: Eukaryota; Metazoa; Chordata; Actinopteri; Cypriniformes; Cobitidae. The record is from RefSeq and is a predicted model, not a curated record.
AUAUUUUCAAAUGCUUGCAGAGAAUGGUUCACUAAAACUAAGUUACAUGGUUGAUCUUUUUCACAUUUUCUAGGUUGAUAGAAGCACUGGGGACCCAAUUAUAGCACUUAAACAUGAAAAAAGUCAGAUUUUCAUGAUAUGUCCCCUUUAACUAUUGUCAGGUCUAGCUUCGAUAUGUUUUUCAUCAACAAGUGCUGAAUGAACAAACUUGGACAGACAGGAAAAGGUGGGUGAUUUCUUACUCUCAGCACAUUUCUCUCAGAUGUUUUGACUUGUAAAGUCCACAGACAGCAUGCAUGAUCUAUCUUAUAUUGUCCUGUUCUGUGUAAUAUCUCUAAAAGUGACGGCCGGUACAGUUUCUCAGUUUCCCCAGUCAGUGGAUGUGAGGUUGGGUGAUACAGUGACCAUAUACUGCCACCUGAACGAAGUGCAGUCAUUAUGUCACACAGUGGCUUGGCUCCGAGUGGAUCCAGUGAAUGGAGAGACGCACACGGUACAGGUUCCUCCUCAGAGUACAAAUCAGGUGCAGAGCUCAGUGUGUUCAGUUUCAGUCUACAAUGCAACAGAACAGGACUCUGGGACAUAUUACUGCAUCGUUUUAGACCGUGAGCAAAUGUACCUUGGGAAUGGCACAACUGUCAUUGUUAAAGAGACAGUGUCGAUGCCAUCUAUUGAAAUUAUGGCAUUUGCAAGCAGCAAUGCUCACGACUCUACUGUGACUCUUCAGUGUGUGAUUGAGCGAUUUGCUCCAUCACAGGUCCAUGCGUACUGGCUCAUAGGCAGUAAAUGGGAGAAUGGACAGAUUGGGAGUAUUUGGGAGCGAAACAGAGAUACCUCACCAGGGAAAACUGUGAAUCAUGUCACAAUAUCAGAAAAAGAGUGGAGGUCAGCUGGAGACUGUGCAUGUGUUGUGAAGUUUGGCGGACAGACGUUUAUCAAAACUCUGCAUUAUAAUGAUAUCCAGGACCUCUGUUACACACUCAUCAGUACACCACGAAUUGUAGCACUGGUUACCGUUCUCUUCUUUUUUAUUGUAUUAUUGAUACUAACUGAAUGCUACUAAAACACAAAAACAUUGUAUUACACCCUUUAAUAUGUAAACAUGGUUUACAUCAAAUAAUAAUAGAUCAUUAAUUUAUCAUUUCACACAAAAACAUAGGAACAGCUAUAGAAUAGGUCAGGUAAAAAACUAUUUAAUUGUAAUUUGACAAAGGAGAAAAGGGAAACAUUAAUAACAAGCAUUCUCAUUAUCAUAAAUACAGAAAGCAUAGGUGUAAUAAUGUAAAGUAAUAAUGUUAUUAUUGAAUCGAAAAUGAUCUCCAAUUAAAUAAAUUGACAACAACAAAAAAAUAAUAAAAGAUAUAAAGAUUUAGUUUUACCUUUAUUGUUAUCUGACUUUUGUGUAAACUAAUUCAUUAAUAUUGAUUUAGUUAAAACAAGUAGUACAGUAGUUAUGUGGGUGAUUCUCACGAAAACUUGGUUUUUAAAAUGUUAAGCAUGAAAAUGUAAAAAUUGCUUAAAUUUACUUUUUUUCCCACCAGACAUUGAAAAACAAAGUCUGGAGUAAAUGGGAACAUUAAUUUAAAAACUUUUACUUAUCAUUUAACACUUUUUGUAACAUAAUUUAAAAAAUUAUUCCUAAAAAAUCUCAUUACCGCAACAGUCAGAAAACAUCAACAAUGACAUAUUUUCAAAAUGACAUGACAAACCUGAAAGAACAUAAUUUGGAGAUUCUGCACAUGCAUUUAAAAUCAAAGUAUUAUGCUUCUAUUAAUUAAAUUAACAUUUAAUAAGCAUCUGUUGCGGUAAUGAUAAUCAAAAUGUCGUGUAAGCAUUCUGACAAGACAAUAUUUCAAAUUAACUGUAAAAAAAUGAUCUUACCUGGUAGCCAUCUUGAAGUAACUGGUCCAUGUGCUUGGUCACUCAAAAUCAAACUUUAUUAAAAUUCUGUAUGUGUGCUUAAAUUGUUCUCAAAAAGUGUUGUGGAGGAUGAGAACAUCAGGC